Messenger RNA from Aspergillus calidoustus, 1566 nucleotides. NCBI's taxonomy places the organism in Eukaryota, Fungi, Ascomycota, Eurotiomycetes, Eurotiales, Aspergillaceae. The record is from the annotation of a GenBank genome assembly.
CUUUUCUGUCUGUGGCUAGAGCAAUCUGUGGCUUGACGCCAUUUUUCGAUAUGAGCUUUCGCUCAUGCACCAAGUCCUCGGGUUCGCGAGAAUCUCUUGUCCCGCGCUCCACCCUCCCCGGCGGAACCGGCAGAUAGCUUACUGGGACGGCGCUUCCACCAUUGAUCAUCGCGUUCUUGGGCCUUCUCCCAUUUUCCUUUUUGGCAGGGAACAUCAACUCGUGCUUCGGAAUGACCGUGCUGCGCUCGUACCAGGGAGAGAGGAGAGUCGUGGCUCCGGCUAUAAGGAGGACCACCUCCCUCCACUUGACGUCUCAUCCAUAGCAACAAUCCAAAUUUCUAUAUCAAACAUUCAAAUCCCCUCCUGCUUCUCUUCGCUUCUUAAGCAGCAUUGACCCAACUCUAUGCCAAAAAGAGCUAAUGACGCUGAACGUGCACAGUACCGGCAAGGAAGCUUCACUGUUUAUGGUUAUGCACGAUCGCUCUUUCGUCGCCUCAGUGCCCUUUCCAUUCGCAAAGUCAACACGUCUGGAAGCUGAACAAAGUUCCGGUAGAUCUGAGCCUUUGAAUCCCUCAUCGAUGGAUCUACCCUCUCCAGGAGCUCAGAGCCUCAACAUGCACCCAAACACACCAAAUGGGCUGUCUUCCAGCUCAGAUCUCUAUCACGUACCUCUUCCAGAUUGGUAUUCGCACUACAUGGCUUGCUUGCGGUACUUUCUGGACCACGCACAGCACUCAACUGCAGUGCAAUCUCUUGCAGCUUAUAUCAAUAUACGACUUCCAUGCCAGCAACUAUCAAACCCUAUUUCAUCUUUUACGCCCGACGCGACCUCUUCGGACAAGGGGACGGCUUCUCAAGUUUCACUGCGCCACUACAUUCGGCGUCUCAUUGUGACAGGAAACGACACCAUGCCCAUCCUUGACGCCCUCUUCGGUGCUGACUGGGAGGCUGGCAUUGGCUGCAUUCGCCGACAGGAGAGAAUCAACUACCUGUUCACGGCGAAGAGUAACGGUUGGGCGCCGACAAAAGCCGCUUACGACAUUCUACCGGACGAGCACACCCCGUUCCUACGACCUCUUCACGAUGCGACAGAGCAGGAGCUCAGCAUGGCUGAAACUCACUGGAGCGAGUGGCUCGCGAUGGAAGACUGGAUGGUGGGGCCCCGCAGCCCAUGGGAAGGCAGCACCUGAUGAAUUGACGAAUUUAUGACCUACGACUCUGUCGCUCUUUCUGUUGAUUUCAGCUUAUUCUACUUUUGGCCAUUUCCUUGUGUCCGGACAAGCAGUAUCCCAGACUUAGUCUACUUCGAGCGUGUCUUAGCGAGAGAAAGAAAAUCAAACAUGUACAAACUCCUGUUAUUGACUAUUAUUAUCCACAUCAACGAUGUGCACUUGAGAAACAGAAACGGCCUCAACCAUGCUGACACUAUCGAACGGUCCAAAUAAGGUGGAGAAAUUAGAUUUUUUCUGACAUGCGCGAGUCCAAAGCAGAAAAUUAAGAAGAGAAAAUCGUUAAGAAAUGGGGUAAAAGACGCGAGACAAGAUUUUCCUCUUGCAUAUGCACCGC